AUGAAUUUAUUAUUCAUAAUAGGUAUUUUAUUUUCUUUAUUCUUUUCAAAUAUAAUUCUAUUACCAUUACCAUUCAAUCAAUAUGCUUAUAUGCUUGCACGAGAACAAAUUAAACAACAUGAUAGAGCUGUACAAGCUCAAAAUAAUUUAAAUUCAAAAGAGAAAAUUGUUAAUUUAUAUUUAGAAUUAUUACAAGUUAAAGAAUAUGUUAAUACUAAAACAUAUUUUUAUCCAUCACGUCCAAUUGAAACAGCAAUUGAAAAUAUAACAAAAAGUUCAUUUUAUCAAUUUUUACAAUUAUUACCUAAAGGAGGAAAUUUACAUAUACAUGAAUUUCAAAUUCUUGAUCGAAAAUUAUUUCUUGAAUCUAUAAAAAAUUCUCCUGAAUAUGAUUUAUUAUAUAUUUGUGAUCAAAAUGAUUGUAUAAAAAAUAAAUAUUAUUUAAGUUAUUAUAAAAACAAUGUUCCUAAUGGUUGGACAAAAGUAAAAGAUUCUAAUUGGACUAUUUCAGAUAUUAUUAAGAAAACAACUUUAAUUGGAAUUUUAAAUGAUCUUAAAACACCAAUAUAUUCUACUGAUACAGAAGCUCGAUGGAAUUUGGCUGAUCAAUAUGGAGUUUUCAAUUUUUAUGGAGAUUUAAUAAGACAUAAUGUUACAAGAUUUAAUUAUAUGAAAUUAGUUUUAGAUCAUGCACUUGAAGAAAAUAUUCAAUUAUUAGAAUUUCGACGAGGAUUUUUUGGAAAUUUAUUUUAUUUUGAUGAAAAUGGUUUAAGAAUAUCAAUAAAUGCAACUGAAGAAUUAGAUUUAUUAUUGAAAUUUAAAAAAGAUUAUAUAUCAAAAAAUCCUAAAUUUAUUGAUUUUAUAUUUUUAAUUUAUAGUUCAAGACAAUCAUCAAAAGAACAAAUAAAAAUUCAUAUUAAUAAUUUAAUUAAUCUUCAACAUUUAUAUCCAGAUUUUAUUCGUGGAUAUGAUAUGGUUGGUGAAGAAGAUAAAGGUCAUACAAUUUUAUUUCAUAGUGAUAGUCUUAUAAAUGCAUUUAAUUAUUCAAAAACAACUAAUGGAUCAUUUGAUUUAGUUUUUCAUGCUGGUGAAACAAAUUGGCCUGAAAAUCAUCUUCCAUCAAAUUAUGGUGAUGGUGUAUCAACAUUUGAAAAUAUUUAUGAUGCACUUGUACUUCGAACACGUCGUAUUGGUCAUGGACUUAGUUUAGCUAAACGUCCAGAUAUGUAUGAAUAUAUUCGUCAACGUCAAAUAGCAAUUGAAGUUUGUCCAGCAAGUAAUCAACUAUUAGGUUAUGUUGCUGAUCUUCGUAAUCAUCCAGGAAUUGUUUAUCAUCGAAGUGGAAUUCCAAUUGUAUUAGGUGGUGAUGAUCCAGGAAGUUUUGGUUAUAAUCAAUUAACAAUAGAUUUUUAUUUGGCAACAAUGGCAUGGGGUUUAAAUCUUGCUGAUUUAAAACAAUUUGCAUGGAAUUCUAUUCAAUAUAGUUCACUUCCAGAUAAUAGAAAAAAAGAAGGAUUUCAAAAAUGGGAAAAUCAAUGGAAUUUAUUUAUUGAUUCUUCAUAUAUAUUAGCAUGUAAUCAAACAUUUUCUAAUGUAAUUAUGAAUAUAUCUGAUAUAUUACCUACCUAUGGUCCAUAUAAUCAAUCUAUUAAUAUAACACUUUUUGGAUCAGGAUUUGAAAUAGCAAUAUGUAAAAAUAUAAUUUGUAAAUUUGGUGAAAAAGAAACGAAUGGAAUAUUUAUUGAUUUAAAUGAAAUUAUUUGUCCAACACCUUUGACAAAUAAUGAUAUUUCGAUUGUACCGAUUUCCAUUGUAAUUAAUAAUGAAAUAUUUGAAUCAGGGCUUAACUAUAAAUUUGUUUCUUCGUUAAUAAUUAUUGAUGAUGAAACUUUAACUACAACUACUCCAUCGAAAAGUGAUAAAUUUGUGAUAGUUAAUCAAAAAUUGAUCGCUGGUUUAUUAAUAUUACUUUUGACAUUUAUACUGUAG
This is a messenger RNA of Rotaria sp. Silwood1, 1989 nucleotides long. Lineage: Eukaryota; Metazoa; Rotifera; Eurotatoria; Philodinida; Philodinidae. The record is from the annotation of a GenBank genome assembly.